This is a messenger RNA of Carcharodon carcharias (great white shark), 1502 nucleotides long. RefSeq names its product RE1-silencing transcription factor-like. Gene Ontology annotation, biological process: regulation of transcription by RNA polymerase II. Gene Ontology annotation, cellular component: nucleus. Gene Ontology annotation, molecular function: RNA polymerase II transcription regulatory region sequence-specific DNA binding; DNA-binding transcription factor activity, RNA polymerase II-specific. Bases 216 to 1502 code for a protein of 428 amino acids. NCBI's taxonomy places the organism in Eukaryota, Metazoa, Chordata, Chondrichthyes, Lamniformes, Lamnidae. The transcript is spliced from 4 exons. The record is from RefSeq and is a predicted model, not a curated record.
GGUUGGGUCACACCGAGGUCAGGGUUUGAUUGUGGUCGGCCAGGAGAAAGCAGGUUUUGGCCGUGAGAUGUCCCGAUGUGUGGCAGGGCCGCUGGAGGUGGAUCGCGCGCCGGGCUUCACCACCAUGAACAGAGAUUUGCUGUCGCCUCGUUAGGGGGGACCUCGGAGGGCAGAGGGCACCGGCACGCCGGGGGGCUGGUUUGCCCAGCUCGGCGAUGUCCUCCCCGACUUUGUCGAAGGACAGCGGGAAGGGGCUGAUGGAGUUCAUCGAGGGGUCGCAGGAGAUUAAGCCGCUGACCUGCACCCUCUGCACCUUCAUCACCGACAACCCCGAGGCCUUCCAGCAGCACCAGGACGCCCAUGGCAACAUGCGGCUGUACCAGGAGGUGCCCUCCUCAGUCAAGCAGGAGCCGGCGGGCGAGUGGUGGCCUCCCUACGACACAGAGGAGCCCUCGCCCUUGGCCUCGGAGGGCAGCGAGUGCCUGGGACCGCGUGGCGCCUACAGCUGGGACCUCCAGCCGGACGGGGUCAAGCCUCUGGACAGGCAGUGGAACUUCUCCGGGGCGGUGGAAGAGGAGGGCCUGGCCGACACCAGGCACAACGGUCAAGCCAAGGCCCUGGGGGCCUUUCCCUCGGGCGGGGCGGGUGGGGAGGAGCCCCUGCUCAACUACAAGGUGGUGGUGGUCGGCGAGGAGGGGGGUCAGGGCCGGAAACGGCGGGGAGCCUGUGAGCUGCAGGAGGCCCUGCCCACAGAGGAGGAGCUGACCGCCCAGCAGCAGGAGCAUUUCUCCACCGUCUACCAGAGCUACGAGGGCGAGCUGGAGCCCGACUCAGAACAGGCGGGGCUGAGCGGAGAAUCGUCACCAGGUUCCCGGCCGCCUCCCUCGGAUACCCGGGCCUCCCAGUCCAACAAGCAGAAGUGGCAGUCCAAGCAGUACCAGUGCGACCUGUGCUCCUAUGUGGCGAGGGGGAAACAGGACCUGCGUAUCCACGAGAGGGAGGAGCACCUGAAAGAAGGCAGCGACGUGAUCAAGUGCAGCCAGUGUAACUACACCACCAACAAGAUCUCCUUCUGGCGUCAACACAAGCUGGUUCACAUUAGCGCCAAUGGCACCACCGGCCGCAUCUACAUGUGCAAGACCUGCGGCUGGAAGACCAAGUACCGGCACUCGCUGGUCAAGCACAUUGCGCUGCACACCGGCAACAAGUCCUUCCAGUGUGACCAGUGCGGCUUUGCCUGUGCCCGUAAGGAGAACCUCAAACGCCACAAGCUGACCCACCUGAAGAAAGGAGUGGAUGGUAAGGGGCUGAUGCUCAAGUGUAACUGGUGCGAGUAUGCCACCGCUCACAGCAAUGCACUGAGGAGACACGCCAUGACCCUGCAUAACGCGGAUGAGAAUUAUGUUCCGGAGUAUCGCUGUGACGUGUGUGAAUUUAAAACAACCAAGCUGAGCAAUUUCUCCAACCACAAAAUUACACACCUAUACGGGUGUGCGGGGUAA